This is a messenger RNA of Drosophila eugracilis, 3384 nucleotides long. RefSeq names its product vacuolar protein sorting-associated protein 54 (gene scat). Gene Ontology annotation, biological process: retrograde transport, endosome to Golgi; Golgi to vacuole transport. NCBI's taxonomy places the organism in Eukaryota, Metazoa, Arthropoda, Insecta, Diptera, Drosophilidae. The record is from RefSeq and is a predicted model, not a curated record. Gene Ontology annotation, cellular component: GARP complex. Gene Ontology annotation, molecular function: syntaxin binding.
GCAACACUUCAGUUCGUCAUAAUAUUGUUCCAUUUACAAUUGCUCAAUUAAGAGACCGAAGCAACAGAAACACCCAGAACUGUAUCGAAAUGAGCCCAUUCCACAUCGUGUAAUCAACCAAACAGAUUGGAGUCAUCGCGAAGCAUUCAAAAUGCAACAUCUGUCGAAAGAAGCCAACGAGCGAAGGUAGAAAACAAACAUUGACAUAACACGUCAACGAUUGGGAGCAGGCAAACCACCAGGGAAACCAUACGGCGCGGCACUCUAAUCGCAGAGCAUGUGUUAUGGCCACGACAAGAUCCGCCGGAGAAGCCGCCACGUCCGUUAAUUCUGGAACGGGAGCAGGAAACUCAGCGUUGAGGAAGCUGUCCACGGCCAGUGGCAAUGGAAUCACAGGUGGAGCGACCGCUCCCAGCUGGCAAAGUUGCUACUACUGCACCCGGGAGCAUUUCAAGACCAUCAGCGACUUUGUCAGUCAUCUACGGAAUCGUCACUGCACUCGGGAAGGUGGCUCCUUUGUGUGUCGCUAUGGCUUCAAUGGAGUCUGCGCCUCUCUACCACUGGACGGAGUCUCAGAUCGUGACUAUGACGCCCAUGUGGCCAAGUACCAUGUCAACCAGCACACGCGCGAGAUGCCACCCGAAUGGGGUGUCUACUCGGCCGCCCAGAACCUGCCAGCAGUGCUCAACGAUCCCUCUCGCGGCAAGCAGAGCAAUCUGUUCACCAAGAAAUGGGGUGAGCACUUUGUGGAACGCAGUCAUGUACCAGUCCCCCGAUUACCGGAUAUAACGCAUGCCGAUUUUGCGGUCUAUCUGGGCAGCAUUGGGAAGCGAUAUCGCUGGCAUGAGCGACGACAGCAGCAGCUGGAGCGUGAUAAACCGCUGGAGAAUGGAGCACAAGGAACACCUGGACCGGGAAGUAGUGGUCAGACACCCACUCACUUAAGCUCGGUGCCGGAGAUCUUUUUAAAAUCACAGUUGCAGCUACAUCACCCGGCCACUUUCAAGCAGGUAUUUCCUAAUUACAUGCAAACGUCGGGUAGUAGUCCAGAAACCCAUCAGCAAACUGGACGCCAGCUGCAGGAACAGCUUAGUCACUAUCUGGACAUGGUGGAGGUGAAAAUAGCGCAGCAGGUUUCACAGAAAUCAGCUGCAUUCUUUCAUGCCAUGACGACACAGCAUGCCAUUCUAGCUGAAAUGGAGCAGGCCGCGGACCAAGUACGUCAGUUGAGAACAGCAUUGGCCCAACUCCAUAGUCACUCCGUUGUCGACAGUUUUAAAGUUCUACGUUUUGCUCAAAGAAGACAACACUAUAACCUUACACUGGACAAACUUCGACUGAUGGCCACUGUGCACAAAACGCAACCAAUGCUGCAGCUUCUUUUGGGAACGCAGGAUUAUGUGGCUGCCCUGGAUUUAAUAGGAACCACCCAGGAGAUCCUUUCUGCCGAGCUGCUUGGCAUUCACUGUUUUAAGCACCUGCCCAUGCAGCUUAGUGAAAUGGAGAAGCUAAUUGACAAGAUGCUGACCACGGAAUUCGAACGCUAUGCAGCCGCGGAUCUUAAUCGACCACUGUCAGAUGCCCUCCGAGAAACUGACAGUGUUUGCGCCGAAGAAGACAAGCUGGUGGCUAUCGUUAUGGGUCUGCUGCGCAAGCAGAACUUCUCUUUUGUCCAGGCCUACCAACAAGAAGCCAUUGCCACCAUUCGAGCCAUCGUAAAGCAACUUCUGAUUGAGGUUUUGGCGCGUAGUGACAGCGAUCAGGAGAUCAGUUUAACGGGUCACGGGGAGCAAGCCUUGGAGCUCACCCUGCCCGAGUGGAUUGCCCUUCUCCAACGCUCCAGUCAGGCCUUGGUAUCUAUUCUCGAACGAAUUAAGGCUGUAGUGGGUAUAAUGCAGCAAACAGCGGACGCAGCUGUAGGUGCUCAGGAUGCAGUGAAUCUUAUAGAUUCGGAAGCCUUUCUAAGUCCUGGCCAUCAUGAGCAGCUGAAGUCCCAGUUGCAGCAGCUCCUUCAAGCCGUCUGCAAUUACUGCCAUGAGCGUUGCGCCAAUAUUGUAUCCCCUCAGAGUUUGGAAAAAAGUUCAGCAACUGAACAGGAGCUCUCCCAGCUCUCUGAGAUUGUGGAUCAGUUUAGCGAGACCACGCGAAGCAUUUGUGGAGUGGCCAGUGUGCCCCUGCAGUUGGCCCUAAAAGUCCAAGCCUCGCGAUACGCUCAAAGAUUUCAUUCUGAACGAAAACAGAAAUUGUCCUUACUUCUGGAUCAGGAGCGCUGGCGGCAAGUGGAUAUUCCCCACGAGUUUCAGAGGAUUAUCGAACGUAUGGCCGCCGGGGACUAUGCCAAACCGGAGAUGGGUAACCUGAUAAGCAAUGGCUCGGGUAAUCCUGUACUCUUGGUGGAAGGCAAACAACCAUACACUCUGGUCAGCGCUUCACUGAUGCUUAUCCGAAUGUUGUACGAAUACGGUGGAAGUGCUCAUAGGCUGCCUCUGCUAGCCAGUUAUCAUGCCAGGAAUGUGGUGGACCUGCUACGAUGUUUCAACUCACGAAGCUGCCAACUAAUCAUCGGUGCGGGAGCUAUGCGGGUGGCUGGACUAAAAACUAUCACUAGCACCAACCUAGCGCUUGUAUCGCGAGCACUUCAACUAGUCCUUUGGCUGCUGCCCAAGCUUAAAGAGCAUUUCCAGGCGAUGAGUGGUUACGAAGCCAUCGAGCGUGACUACCAGGGUCACAUCAAGGAGAUCGAAAACAAGAUUCAUGGGAUUGUAUCCGAGAGGUUAGCAGCACAACUGGAAGCAUGGGAGGCCCGACCACCUAUACCCUCGCAGACCUUCCGUCACAUCUCCCGACAUCUGGUGAAACUUCACGAAGCCAUCGCCGGAGUUCUGCCAGAGGCACAGAUCCACGAGAUUUACAGCGUGGUACAUCGAAACUUCAAAGACAAGCUGCGGGAACAACUUCUAAAGUUGAAUGUAAACAACAAUGGAGGUCCCCAGCACGGAGUGGUGACAUCGGAGCUGACCUUCUACAUGGAGACGCUGCGCACACUAAAAGCUCUGCCCGCCGAGCAGCUAGACAAUGGGAUUCUGGAGGAGAUCUGGCUCUACUGAUCAUUCCCAAGUAUUCCAAUAGGUUGAAGCGGAAAUCCUCCGACCGCCCAGCCCAGUUCGUCUUCAUUGUUUGUUAUCCUUGUUUUAUUUAUAGAAAUUCAAUUGUCGCGUCCAUUCUGUCUAUUUUGUUUGCUACUGUACAUUGCUUGUACUUUUAUUUUCCGCCCUACAACAGAAGCAAAUAGAAAAUGUAUGUCUUUCGUUGCACAUUUUUAUGUAACACUUAAGCUUAAAGUCGAUGAAGGCUUAUGAUUAAAGAAUAGUAAAUAAUCAAAAA